Messenger RNA from Fusarium redolens, 852 nucleotides. RefSeq names its product zinc finger protein. The record is from RefSeq and is a predicted model, not a curated record. The transcript has 2 exons. Bases 1 to 852 code for a protein of 283 amino acids. Gene Ontology annotation, molecular function: zinc ion binding; nucleic acid binding. Lineage: Eukaryota; Fungi; Ascomycota; Sordariomycetes; Hypocreales; Nectriaceae.
AUGUCCACCUGCGGAACAUGCUGGCGCCAGUUUCCGGCCGGUUGGCGAUCUCGUCAGCAGCACAUGAAUGCCACUGGCCACGAGCCUCCAGACUUUGAGUGCGACACUUGUGAUCGUUACUUCGGUAGCCAGGAGGCAGUUGAACAGCAUAUGUGCGAUUUGGGGCACUGGGAUGAGUCCUCCGAAUCCGAAGAAUUGCAAGAAUCAGACGAAUCAGAAGGCACUGUCCUUGAAUGUGAUCAUUGCGGCGACGCUUUUGAUGACGAGGAUGACCUACACGACCAUGAAGCUAGGCAGCACUUCUACUGCGUUGUCUGUGAUCGCCCAUUCCAGGACUGGAAUAGCAUCAGCCAGCACCUGCGCGGCAAACUUCAUCGUACCAGCACAGUCCAGUGUCCCUUUUGCAAAAACUUACAUGGGACUGCUACCGGAUUCGUCCAUCGCCUCGAGAAGGGCUGUUGCACCAAAGCCCCCCUCAGUCGUGAUAAACUGUAUGAGGUCAUCCACCAACACGACCCAGACGGUAUUAUUUCCAAGAAGUUACUUACAUGGUCUAGCAAUAUAACUUAUGCCGCCACCGAAAAGGCAUGGAAUGACGAGGUUGACGCCUAUGAGUGCUACCUCUGCCAUCGUCUCUUUGGUAAAUUGGCGUCUUUGAACCAACACCUAGGCUCUCCUGCUCAUCAGCAGAAAAUCUACCACUGCCCAAGCACUUCUUGCAGAAAAAGUUUUACGACUCUUGCUGCCAUGAUUGCUCACCUAGAGAGCGAGAGUUGCGGGUAUAUGCGCUUUGAGGCUGUUCAAAAGAGGGUCCAGUAUAUUGUAGAUCCACGCCGUAUGAUUCAAGCAUGA